Coregonus clupeaformis (lake whitefish) is the source of this 2773-nucleotide messenger RNA. RefSeq names its product potassium voltage-gated channel, Shal-related subfamily, member 3 (gene kcnd3). The transcript is spliced from 7 exons. Gene Ontology annotation, molecular function: protein binding; A-type (transient outward) potassium channel activity. NCBI's taxonomy places the organism in Eukaryota, Metazoa, Chordata, Actinopteri, Salmoniformes, Salmonidae. Gene Ontology annotation, cellular component: voltage-gated potassium channel complex; neuronal cell body; membrane. The coding region runs from base 510 to 2276 and encodes 588 amino acids. The record is from RefSeq and is a predicted model, not a curated record. Gene Ontology annotation, biological process: protein homooligomerization; potassium ion export across plasma membrane.
AGACCGAGAGAGAGAGAGAGAGAGAGAGAGAGAGAGAGAGAUAGCGGAGAAAGAUAAACCUACCUCUGUCCAGCACUCUGUAUAAUGUGCUAGAAGGAGAGCGAUCCUCAGUGUACCUAACCGUUUCCCACAGCAGAGGCGGUGGAGCGAAAGCCUUGCGUCGGAGUAGUGGGAUUAUCCCCCCUAUCUCGCAAUGGAAACUGAAUGAAAAACCUUGGACAGUUUUUUUAUGCUCCAGUGCUUUCGCUUAUAAUUCUUGCCAAUGGUAUUCUCCUUCUAUUUCAACUUCAUCUGUGGAUUCGGAGGGACAUUCUGUGAGGUAACCUACGGCGCAACAGCUGCUCUACAAGUAGUUAGCCCCAGGAAAAGCUCUUAUUUUUGUGGAUGUAGAAAUGUGCAUGGUCUUCCCCCACCCCUGCCUCUCUCCAGAUGGUGAGUGAGCUGAAGCCAAGCAGGUUGUGAAGGUGCUGGUGGACUUGUCCCCGUCCUCGCCCCAAGCCAGACUCACCAUGGCGUCGGGAGUAGCGGCGUGGCUGCCCUUCGCCCGCGCUGCUGCCAUUGGCUGGAUGCCCGUGGCCAACAUGCCCAUGCCCAUCGCCCCCACUGAGAAGAACAAACGCGCCGACGAGCUCAUCGUCCUCAACGUUAGUGGACGCCGCUUUGAGACCUGGAGGAAUACGCUAGAUAGAUACCCUGACACCUUACUGGGCAGUUCAGAGAAAGAGUUUUUCUACAAUGAGGAGACCAAAGAGUACUUUUUUGACCGAGACGCGGACGUGUUCCGUGCUGUUCUCAACUUCUAUCGCACGGGCAAGCUGCAUUACCCCCGCUCCGAGUGCAUCACGUCCUACGACGAAGAGCUGUCCUUCUUCGGGAUCAUUCCUGAGAUCAUCGGUGACUGCUGCUACGAAGAGUACAAGGACCGUAGGCGUGAGAACCAAGAGAGACUGAUGGACGAUGAUGAGGACAAGAAAGAUGCCAAGCUUCCCAAUAUGACGUUCAGAGAGACCAUGUGGAGGGCCUUCGAGAACCCUCACACCUCCACCAUGGCCCUGGUGUUCUACUACGUCACCGGCUUCUUCAUCGCCAUCUCAGUCCUCACCAAUGUGGUGGAGACGGUGCCCUGCGGUGCCACUCCUAACACCAAAGAGGUGACGUGCGGAGAUCGCUACACUGUAGCCUUCUUCUGCAUGGACACGGCCUGCGUCCUCAUCUUCACCGUAGAGUACCUCAUGAGACUGUUUGCCGCGCCAAGCCGCUACCGCUUCAUGCGCAGCGUGAUGAGCAUCAUCGACGUGGUGGCCAUCUUGCCCUACUACAUCGGCCUGGUGAUGACGGACAACGAGGACGUAAGCGGGGCCUUCGUGACUCUCCGGGUCUUCCGGGUCUUCCGUAUCUUCAAGUUCUCCCGCCACUCUCAAGGCCUGCGCAUCCUGGGGUACACGCUGAAGAGCUGCGCCUCAGAGCUGGGUUUCCUCCUCUUCUCCCUCACCAUGGCCAUCAUCAUCUUCGCCACCGUUAUGUUCUACGCCGAGAAAGGUUCCACGUCGAGCAAGUUCACCAGCAUCCCAGCCUCCUUCUGGUACACCAUCGUUACUAUGACGACACUCGGAUAUGGAGACAUGGUUCCUAAGACGAUUGCGGGGAAGAUCUUUGGUUCUAUCUGUUCUCUGAGCGGGGUGUUGGUCAUUGCCCUGCCUGUCCCAGUCAUCGUGUCCAACUUCAGCCGCAUCUACCACCAGAACCAGAGAGCUGACAAGCGACGGGCGCAGAAGAUGCAGAAAGCCCGUCUGGCCAGGAUACGAAUAUCCAAGACAGGAAGCUCCAAUGCCUUCCUCCACAGCAAACGGAAUGGCCUCUUCAGCGACGCCUUGGAGCUCACGCAACUUCCUUACAAGAUGAACCUUUCAGACCAGAGUUCCAUUGAGGAGGAGCAGCAGCUGAACAAGAACCAGUCUCUAUUAGAGAGCCAACACCACCACCUGCUGCAUUGUCUGGAGAAAACCACAAAUCAUGAGUUUGCAGAUGAGCAGUGUUAUGAGCAGAGCUACCUGGAGGGGGCACUCCAGAGCUACCCGUCUCAAAGCCCCUCCCUCUCCAGCCAAGAAGGCAUGACGGGCACCUGCUGUACCCGCCGCUCCAAGAGGAACCACGCCCCUUUACCCAACUCCAGUAUGCCCACGUGCGCUCUCACACACCCCCUCACACACACACACCCUCAUCAUAACCUGCAGGAGCUCAGCACCAUUCACAUCCAGCCGCUCAACACCAGGUGAGCUUUAAGCACUUGCCAUAAGUCAGGUUUAACACUAAACAUGGUAAUAUUAUCAGGGCUAUUACUACUGACCCAUAGUCAGUCCAAUGGUUAAAACAAGCCCAUACUGUGAGCUUAUGCUAUGAAAAAAAUAAUUAAUUGGUUGACACCCAAGUCCAUUACUAAAGACAAUGAUAUCUAGAAUGCCAAAUGGCUGUUAAUUUCUCUCUGAUGUUUUGCUAUUCUCCAGUGAUGCUGGUAUGUCAGGUGCUAACAAAUGACUAAUCCCUGUCAUAGUGUAUUACAUUUUGUCUUUCAUGGGCUCAGCAGCAAUAUACCUUCCUCUGUCAUUUCACUUGAUUUUAUUAAUUCUGUCAUAUUAUGUUCCUCUUUUGCAAAUGACUAUGAAUUAACGGACGUAUUUCCUAAAACUUGUCAAUAUUAAACAUCAUAUUAAGGUGUGGGACGUUAAUUAGAACUGUUAAGGCUCCAUGGGUUGAUGAGGAAUUGAAAAACUGU